This is a messenger RNA of Leptinotarsa decemlineata (Colorado potato beetle), 1256 nucleotides long. It is a transcript of the gene Ptpa, whose product is annotated as Phosphotyrosyl phosphatase activator. Lineage: Eukaryota; Metazoa; Arthropoda; Insecta; Coleoptera; Chrysomelidae. Gene Ontology annotation, cellular component: nucleus; protein phosphatase type 2A complex; cytoplasm. Gene Ontology annotation, biological process: mitotic spindle organization. The record is from RefSeq and is a predicted model, not a curated record. Gene Ontology annotation, molecular function: protein tyrosine phosphatase activator activity; peptidyl-prolyl cis-trans isomerase activity.
CAGAAAUAAACUGUCAAUGUGACGUUUUACAUUGAGGUUAUAUUUAUAUACUAUUUUCUGAAUACAAACAAAUUAAAAUGAACAGAAAUGAACAAAAAGAACCAGACCACAUUGCGAAUCACGUAUACGUUACCCCCAUGAAGCUGGUGAAAAAUAUGGAUGAUAUGAUGCAGUGGGAUAAGUCCGAAGCAUAUUUCGAAUAUCUCGGAUUCAUUUAUGCUAUUAAUGAUUCGAUUAGGGGAAAAAGUAACUCCCAAGGUAGUGCAAACGCUUCGGAAGAAAUAAACAAACUUGUAGGCGUUUUGGACACUAUAAACCAAUGGAUAGACGACAUUCCUCCCGUGCAGCAACCUCAGAGAUUUGGAAACAUCGCUUUCCGAGACUUUUACAAGAAGCUGAAGGAUCAAGCCAUACCUCUUCUGCAAACAAUUUUUCCGGAAUACCUGUACAGAGCGAUCCCUGAAAUCAUGGUUUAUUUAGUGGAAGGCUUUGGAAAUUCUACACGCAUUGACUAUGGCACGGGACACGAACUGUCAUUCGUAAUGUUUUUAUGCGCUCUCUUCAAAGUUGAGUACUUGAAGCCCGAUGAUCAAACUGCUACUGCUUGCAAAGUUUUCGUAAGGUACUUGACGUUGGUGAGAAGACUCCAAGUAACUUAUCGCAUGGAACCUGCUGGUAGCCACGGAGUUUGGAGCCUGGACGACUAUCAGUUUGUUCCUUUCAUUUGGGGUAGUUCUCAGUUUAUAGACAAUCCCAAAUUUGAACCGACUUGUUUCCUGAAAGAAACAGUAGUGGAAUCCUUUGCACAUGAGUACAUGUUCCUCAGCUGUAUCCAGUACAUCAACCAAGUGAAAACCGGUCCCUUCCCCGAACACUCUAACCAACUGUGGAGUAUCAGCGGAGUCUCCACUUGGUCCAAAAUCAAUGGAGGGUUGAUAAAAAUGUACAAAGCCGAAGUUCUCAGCAAAUACCCCCUGGUCCAGCACAUCUGCUUCGGUUCGCUAUUCACCUUGAAGCCGACCGAGCACACGGCGAGCACCAGGAGGCCGAGGCUGAGCGGCACCGGCCCUCUGUUUCCAGUGCCGGUAUCAGGCUCGAUACCCUCCUCUGUGGGGCAGCACUCUCUCGGAUUCACUAUGCCAUCGAAUAAUUCCGGGCCUAUCCCUGCAGAGAGCGACGAAGCAAACAACCAAGAUUAAUUUUUCUUUGUGGUCUUGAUAUAUUUAUUGUUGUUAUUAAACAUUUGAUGAAGUAAA